Capronia coronata CBS 617.96 is the source of this 1350-nucleotide messenger RNA. RefSeq names its product isocitrate dehydrogenase [NADP], mitochondrial. Gene Ontology annotation, biological process: isocitrate metabolic process. The transcript has 2 exons. Gene Ontology annotation, molecular function: NAD binding; magnesium ion binding; isocitrate dehydrogenase (NADP+) activity. NCBI's taxonomy places the organism in Eukaryota, Fungi, Ascomycota, Eurotiomycetes, Chaetothyriales, Herpotrichiellaceae. The coding region runs from base 1 to 1350 and encodes 449 amino acids. The record is from RefSeq and is a predicted model, not a curated record. Gene Ontology annotation, cellular component: mitochondrion.
AUGGCCUCGAUAGCGGCGAACAGGUUGGCGGCAGAGAGUAGAAGGAUGGCAGGUCCCCAUGCGUCCCAGAAUCGGAGCGCCUCAUCGGCCGGCCAGGCCAAGAUCAAGGUCAAGAACCCAGUCGUCGAGCUCGAUGGAGAUGAGAUGACGAGGAUAAUAUGGAAAGACAUCAAGGACAAAUUCAUUCACCCAUACCUCGACAUUGACUUGAAAUACUACGAUCUGGGUCUGCCUUACCGGGAUGAGACCAAUGAUCAGGUCACGGUUGACGCUGCCGAAGCGAUCAAGAAAUACUCGGUGGGCGUCAAAUGCGCCACCAUUACACCUGAUGAAGCACGUGUCAAGGAGUUCAACUUGAAGAAGAUGUGGCUCUCGCCGAACGGAACCAUUCGAAACAUUCUCGGUGGUACCGUUUUCCGUGAACCGAUCGUCAUUCCACGCAUCCCCCGCCUCGUGCCUGGGUGGGAACAGCCCAUCAUUAUCGGCCGUCAUGCCUUUGGCGACCAGUACCGAGCGAAAGAUGCGGUCAUCCGCGAGGCCGGCACGCUGGAAAUGGUCUUCACGCCCAAGCACGGCGAACAAAAGCGAGUCACGGUAUUCGAGUUCCCCGAGACUGGUGGUGUCGCUCAGGCUCAAUACAACACCGACGACAGCAUCCGGGGGUUUGCACAUGCGAGUUUCAAGUUCGCUCUUGACAGAGGGUACCCAUUAUACAUGAGCACGAAGAACACGAUCCUCAAGGCGUACGAUGGACACUUCAAGGACAUCUUCCAAGAGAUCUACGAGAGUGAAUACAGACCACAGUUCGAGGACAAGAAGAUCUGGUACGAACACCGUCUGAUCGACGACAUGGUGGCGCAGAUGAUCAAGUCGAGCGGUGGCUUUGUCAUCGCAAUGAAGAACUACGACGGCGACGUCCAAUCCGACAUUGUUGCACAGGGCUUUGGAUCCUUGGGUCUCAUGACUUCCCAACUCAUCUCGCCUGAUGGGUUGACCUAUGAAUCCGAAGCCGCCCACGGCACGGUGACGAGACAUUACCGGGAGUACCAGAAAGGUCACGAAACCUCGACCAACCCAAUUGCCAGCAUCUUCGCGUGGACUCGUGGACUCGUCAAGCGUGGUUCGCUCGACAACACUCCCGAGCUGGUCACCUGGGCCGAGUCGCUGGAGAAAGCGGUCAUCGACACCGUCAACGAGGACGGUGUCAUGACCAAAGACCUCGCGUUGGCAUGUGGCCGAAAGGACCGCGAAGCCUGGGUGACGACGUCGCAGUUCAUGGAAGCUAUUGAGAAGCGGUUCAAGAAGAAGUUGGAGAGCGAGGGUCUCGGAGAAGUCGCGGCGAAAAAGUGA